Messenger RNA from Racocetra persica, 451 nucleotides. The record is from the annotation of a GenBank genome assembly. NCBI's taxonomy places the organism in Eukaryota, Fungi, Glomeromycota, Glomeromycetes, Diversisporales, Gigasporaceae.
AUAUUAUAAAGCUUCAGUUAAAGAGCUUAAAAAAUAUAUAGAAAGUAUUGAAGAUAAACAAAGUUUGGAUCCUAAAAUUCUGAAAAUUGCUGAGACAGAGGCUUCUGAAGAAAAAUUAAAAAAACAAAUAGAUGAAACAUUAACAAAUAAAAUAAAUGAAUUACUAAAAGAUCUAUUAGACAAAAUUAAUAAACUGGAUAUUACAAAAACAGAUGAUUCUGGAGAGAAAUUAAAAAAACAAAUAGAUGAAACAUUGACAAAUAAAAUAAAUGAAUUACUAAAAGAUUCAUUAGAUAAAAUAAAUAAACUAGAAAUUACAAAAACAGAUGAUUCUGAGGAGAAAUUAAAAAAACAAAUAGAUGAAAUAUUGACAAAUAAAAUUAAUGAAGUAUUAAAAGAUCUGCUAGAUAAAAUUAAUAAAUUAAUUAAGCUUAUUGAACAAAAAGAAUAA